This is a messenger RNA of Mercurialis annua (annual mercury), 906 nucleotides long. Its product is annotated as truncated transcription factor CAULIFLOWER A-like. The transcript is spliced from 8 exons. Gene Ontology annotation, cellular component: nucleus. Gene Ontology annotation, biological process: positive regulation of transcription by RNA polymerase II. Gene Ontology annotation, molecular function: RNA polymerase II cis-regulatory region sequence-specific DNA binding; protein dimerization activity; DNA-binding transcription factor activity, RNA polymerase II-specific. NCBI's taxonomy places the organism in Eukaryota, Viridiplantae, Streptophyta, Magnoliopsida, Malpighiales, Euphorbiaceae. The record is from RefSeq and is a predicted model, not a curated record. Bases 71 to 694 code for a protein of 207 amino acids.
ACUUAUAGCCCAAAAUGCUGCAUGUUGAAUAUAGUUUAAAAUUUGUCUAGUAAAAAAAAAGAAAAAAAAUAUGGGAAGAGGAAAAGUAGAGUUAAAAAGAAUAGAGAACUCAACAAGCAGACAGGUGACCUUCUCCAAGAGACGAAAUGGGCUUCUCAAGAAAGCUUUUGAGCUUUCUAUUCUCUGUGAUGCUGAAGUUUGCUUACUUAUUUUCUCUCCCACUGCAAGGCUUUACCAGUUUGCUAGUCAUGAAAUGGAUAGGACAAUUGCAAGGUACAGAGGUGAAGUAGGGCUUAUAGGAUCAACUGACUUAAGCACCAGAUCCUUUGAGUUUUGGAGGAACGAGACUGAAGAGUUGAAAAGAGCAAUCGAGAGCUUGGAAACAAGAAUCAAGCACUUUUCUGGAGAAGACAUAACAACAUUGGGUAUGAAAGAGUUAAAACAGCUUGAAAGACAGUUAAAGACAGGAGUUGAACGCAUCCGCUCAAAAAAGAGACGCAUCAUUUCGGAGCAUAUUAACUUGAUGAAAAGAAAGCAUAAAGAACUACAAGAGGAGAAUGCUUAUCUCCAGAAAAAAGUUAAGUUGACUGAACUGCAAGAUGCAAACAUAAACUCAGGAAUUCUGGGCUCAAAUGCAUGCAACGCUUUAAAUUAUAUCCAAAGUAGAAUGGUAUACGACGCUGCUGAUGGCUGAUUUGCUAGAGCUGAAAUGAUCUUGAAAUGCAGGGCUCUUCAUAAUGGAACUCGCCAUUAAAAAAGAUCUAAAUGGCUCAGUCUGUCAUUCUAUAUGCUAUAUAUGUAUACAUGUUGUGAAUGUGUUUGCAAUAUAUGCUUAAUUUUUAGCUUGAUUAAGAGUGGGUUUGCCUUUGAGCAGAUGUGUGUAUUCUUGAAUAAAUUAAAGAGGUC